UUAAAGAUUAUUAAAAAUUUGAAUAUAUAUAACUGCAAAAUGGAUAAUUCGGAGGAUUUCUGUGCAAUCUGCUUGUGCCGCAAGCGUCGCAUUGUGAGCACUCCGUGUAAGCAUACAUUCUGCAAGCACUGUCUCAAGAAGGUCUACAACGAUUGCACAUCCAAGACGUGCCCCUUGUGCCGUGCCCCCUUCGAGUAUUAUAUUCGUGAACGUCAAUCGACCGUAAAAAUUGUAUUUUUGGCAUAGGCAACUUUCAGUUAAUCUGGAUAAUUUAGCUGUUUAGUUUAUUAAAUCUUAAUGUUU
This is a messenger RNA of Drosophila innubila, 303 nucleotides long. Its product is annotated as tripartite motif-containing protein 40. The record is from RefSeq and is a predicted model, not a curated record. Bases 40 to 246 code for a protein of 68 amino acids. The transcript has 2 exons. Lineage: Eukaryota; Metazoa; Arthropoda; Insecta; Diptera; Drosophilidae.